AUGGCAAACGUCGUAAAAUACAGAAUUUUUGUGAAAGAUGGGGACAAUUUUGCCACUGGAAGCAACUUGGAAACAUGUCUGGCUAACUACCUUGCCUUUUUGAGUCCUAUAGUUGACGACUUCAUUUGGCAAAACGAGCCGUUCUUCCUUCACGCCAAGUCUGGGAAAGGUAAAUUGUGUCGGCUAAAUCCGCAGAAUACCUGGCCACUGAGCUGACUGUAAUCUAACAAUCUGUGUUAUCUAUAAUUUUCAAAGCACACCGAUGCAUAAGCGUGACAAACCAAUUUAAACGGGUCAGGAGUUGCCAGAUAUUCUGCAGCUAAGCUUUUCCAGCGAUUGUAUAAAAAAAUGAAAUAGAAUAAAAUAAAAAUUAAGGUUUUUGACAUCAAAUGCAGCUGGAAUAAUUGCCACUCCAAACUGCCACAAUAUGGGAGAGGUGCCUGAAGCAGAUGUCAUUGGUUAGUGUUGAUUUAAAAGGGUAAAAGUACAUGAAAUCACGAAAACUCAAGACUAAUAAAGGCAAAACCACUAGACAACAACAAUCCCGGCAGGGGCAGGGGGGUGAGUGUACUCCUCUAUAUGGCCUAUACAUGGAUGUGCCCCAUUACAGGGUAUGCAGGGUUGUCAAAAUGCGCCCGCAACCGGCGCUAUUACCGGCUACUUUAAGGUUUUUGUCACCUGUAACCUGGGAAACACAUAUCUCUACUGAUAUGUGUUCCCCUACCUUAGAAACACAUAUCCCUAGUGAUACCUAAGGAUAUAUGUUCCCCACCUGGGAAACACAUAUCUCUAGUUAUAUGUGUUCCCCCACCUGGGAAACACAUAUUCCUAGUGAUACAUGUUCCCCUACCUGGGAAACACAUAUCCCUAGAGAUAUGUGUUCCCCCACCUAGGAAACACAUAUUCCUAGUGGUACAUGUUCCCCUACCUGGGAAACACAUAUCCCUAGUGAUAUGUGUUCCCCCACCUGGGAAACAUGAAAACAAACUUCUCUGUUGUUACCAAUCUGGUUUUCGCACACUCCACUUCACGGUUACUGCAUUGAUUGAAGCCACAGAUAGCUGGUCUUUGAACAUCGACCGCGGCUUUGUCAAUGCAGUUGUCUUCUUAGACCUUAAAAAGGCUUUCGACAUGGUAAACAAUGCUAUUCUUCUUUCAAAACCUCAAGCAUAUGGUAUCCAUGAUUCUGCUCAUAAAUGGUUCUGUUCUUAUUUGAGAAAUCGUAUACAAACAUGUGUGUGUGUGUGUUAUGGAACAACUUGCCUCUGAAGGUGUGGCAAUUGACAUCCCCUAGUAUAUUUGAGGGAAAAUUAAGAGACAUAAAUUUCCAUUGACAAAUAAUUUGGGGCCUAUUUUGUUUUUUUUACUAUAUUGAAAAAAGGUGACCAUCUUUAUUAUUUUACUUUUUAUCUUAGAUUUUAGAUUAGUUAGGAACUUAGUUUCUCUAUACUUGAAUGUAAAUGUAACUGAAGAAAAUACCAUGUAUAAAUAAAGUUCCCUUACCUUACCUUACCUUACCUUACCUUAUCCCUAGUGAUAUGUGUUCUCCUACCUGGGAAACACAUAAAGAUUUAGGGAAACACAUAUCCCUAGUGAUAUGUGUUUAACUGGCAAACAUAUAGUCCCUAGAGCCAUGGCUUGCAGGGAACAAACAUAUCACUAAAUAUGUGACUCACCUGGGACACAUAUUUUUAGUGAUUGGGUUUAGGCAAAGACUGUCCCUAGUGAUAUGUGAAAGGAAUCCUGUGAAACAGAUGAAAUAGGGAUAUCCCUAGUGAUAGUGAUUUUCCCCACCUGGGAAACAAGUUUUACUAGUGAUUUGUGUUCCCAACGGGAAAGAGAUAUCCCUAGUGAUAUGUGUUCCCCUACCUGGGAAACACAUUUCCCUAGUGACAUGUGUUCUCCUACCUGGGAAACACAUAUCCCUAGUGAUAUUUGUUCCCCCCUACCUGGGAAACACAUAUCCCUAGUGAUAUGUGUUCCCCCCUACCUGGCAAACACAUAUCCCUAGAGCCAUGUGUUCCCCCACCUGGGAAACAUAUCCCUAGUGAUAUGUGUUCCCCCACCUGGGAAACACAUAUUCCUAGUGAUAUGUGUUUCCCCACCUGGGAAACACAUAUCCCUAGUGAUAUGUGUUCCCCCACCUGUGAAACAGAUAUCCCUAGUCAUAUGUGUUCCCCCACCUGGGAAACAAGUUUUACUAGUGAUUUAUGUUCCCCUACCUGGGAAACACAUUUCCUUAGUGACAUGUGUUCCCCAACGUGGGAAAGAGAUAUCCCUAGUGCUAUGUGUUCCCCCACCUGGGAACACAUUUCCUUAGUGACAUGUGUUCCCCAACGUGGGAAACAGAUAUCCCUAGUGACAUGUGUUCCUCAACGUGGGAAACACAUAUCCCUAGUGAUAUGUGUUCCCCCACCUGGGAAACACACAUUCCUAGUGAUAUGUGUUCCCCCACCUGGAAAACACAUAUCCGUAGUGAUAUGUGUUCCCCCACCUGGGAGCACAUCCGUAGUGAUAUGUGUUCCCCCACCUGGGAAACAAGUUUUACUAGUGAUUUGGGAAACUGGGAAACAUAUCCGUAGUGACAGUGUCAUGUGAAACACAUAUCCCUAGUGAUAUUGUACCUGGGAAAAACAGAUAUCCCUAGUAUAGUGAUAUGUUCCCCACCUGGGAAAAACACAUAUUCCUGGAAAAACACAUAUAGUGAUAUGUGUUCCCCCACCUGGGAAACGCAUAUUCCUAGUGAUAUGUGUUCCCCCACCUGGGAAACACACAUUCCUAGUGAUAUUUGUUUCCCCACCUGGGAAACACAUAUCCCUAGUGAUAUGUGUUUCCCUUUUCUUUAGGAGUACAGGAUUGGCUUAAUUUGUCAUCAAUUUUUUUUUCUGUUUCGCAUUCCUGAUCGAACCAUUUGUUUUGUGGUUUGCAUUUAACUUUUCUGUCUCUUGCUUUAGUUCAUCCGGCUUCUUUGCAUGUUUCCACCAAAGUGUCACUUAGUAAUUCAGACACAGUAUUGAUGCUAUCAUGUUUGACAGCUGCUACUUACCUGGAUUGAAGUGUUUAUCAGUAUCAAUAGUGAUAUGUCUUCCCCUACCAGCCCUGCCGGGAAACACAUGCCAGCUACUUUCUCUUAUUCUCCUGCUACUUAAAAUCUUUUUGACAACCCUGGGUAUGGCUUUAGUUCUCUCUGUCCCAAACAGGGAAUAUAAUUCUUUGCGUGUCUGUCCUAAUAACAAGGUAUUGCCUGUGUAUGUAUGAUUGAUUUGAUUUGCUUGAUGCAUUUGUCCUGAAUAGGGUGGUUAAGCUGAGGAAAGGUAUCUAUGUUAUGAUUUUUCUGUCCUAAACAGGGUCAGGCUUUCAACCUCCCAUCUGCUCAUGUAUACCCAAAUACUGGCCAAGUACCCACCCCCCCACCCCCUGGGGGGAUGAACCAGUGACACAUUCAAACCUUGUUGUUUGAUCUUUUUUUGUUCUCAGGAGAUGAAGUCCCUGCUCAUCUUUAUGGGAAGACAGAGUUUGGUGACAAUGUUGACAACGAAUGGUUUAUAGUUUCUCUCCUCCUUCAACUGUCAAAAGUUUUUCCUGAGACAUGCAUUAGGUGAGAUAAUUAUGCUCUCAGUGGUAUUUAUAGCUCAAAUGAAACAUAGCAAGGUUUAAUAAGAAUACCAAUUGCCAGGAGGCAAACUCAUUAGCUACUUACAAGAACAAAUACACCCAGAGAACAAAUCUGCUGAGUUAGGAUAGGACUUGAACUUGGAGUCUUACAUAUUGUGGUCACCGGAGUUUAAUUACAGGUGCAGGUGUGGCUGUAUUUUAAGUUAUUUGAUUAGGUACAGGGUUCGAGAUACAGUGUAUCGAGUCACACCUGCAUGUUAACAGUUGCAUGUCCAUCUUUUCAGUAGCCUUAAGCAUGAAAGUUUCAUACUGAUGACGCUUACCCAGAUCCAGAUCUGGCUAGUGCUUCUGAUUGGUCGUGCCACAUGGAAAAUUUGCUUUGCCCAAUCACAACUACUACCCAGUUCUGGUUAGCAUCAGUAUGGAAUAUCUGCACUUCUUUCUCAAACAUCAUUUCACAGGAAAACCAGUGGUGGUUGUUGCAAGAUGUCGGCUGUUUACUCAGGCUAUCUUUUCAGCUGCUCCGACAUACUUUCUCUCUGUAGGCGCUCUGUCUCUACUAGUUAAUGUACAUCAUCACUCUUUGAAUUACUAGUAUAAUCUUUCAACGUGUAUCUUCCUUAGUUUGAUUGUACUAACAUUCUUUUCUUGUAAUUUUCAAAUUUCAGUUUAUCUGACAAUGAUGGGGAAUUUCUGUUGAUUGAGGCUGCUCAUUUCCUUCCAAGAUGGCUUAAACCAGAGAACAGCAAAAACAGAGUAAGUUAGCUGUUAAACAUGUAGAAUUCAAUAACAUCAAGGUUAUCAUUAAAGACUGUGGCUCCUCCUACCUUCAGUCUUCCAUGUUUGAAAAAAAAAAUAGAUUUCUUGUUUGUCUCAUCAAGUAUCUUUAUAUCCUCAUGAAAUAUAAUAUGUAAUUAGCCUUGUGGAAGGCACAACAUAAAUUAUAUUUCUCCUGCUUUAAAACUGUUUGAAACUUUGAGGGCAGAUACUGGUGAUUAAUUUUAUUGCCAUUCACUGGACUUGUUUUAAUUAUGAGAAAAAAUCAGCUCACAUGUGCCUGAAUAAAUUAUUCAAUUUCUUUUAUUCAGGAAAAUAAGAAUGCAAAACAAAAAAAAUUGUAGUAAGAACUGAAAUCUUUCUCUAAAUAUCAAGGCCCAAAAAGUAUCUUAUGUAAGGAAUUGUUGACCUGUUACACUGUUAUGCUUACUGGAAAUUUUUCAAGAACCCAGUCAGUUAUACAUUCCUAAGUUAUGAAUUUGAACAGUCCUCGUUACAAUUGAAAAUCGUGUUUGUGGGACAGGAAAAAAUGGUUACUUUCAAGAUGACCUUGGGUAAAAUGUACUAGAAAAUGAUAAAACUCAUUUUUGUAAUGAGAUUUUUGUUUUGUUUCAGGUUUUUAUUCAUGAUGGAAGAGUUCACAUCAUCCCUAUCCCUUCUACCCCUGGGGAAUUACCAGUUUACCCAACUGGUACCCCCACAGUUUUCCAAGCUCUUCAAUUAGUAUUUGGUGUUCAUAACACUGUAGCAGCUGCAAAAAUUCAAACUGCAAUUAAUCAGAGGAUUAACAGGUAUGAAGGUUGAGUUGAUUUUGUAUAGUCAGUUCUUGUGAAAUCCCAAUGUCUUUUACUAGAGGGAUCUUAAUUCAUAUAGAGCUACAAGGGAAAAAUGAGUGAAAAUUUUCAACUCAAGUUUGCGUCAGUCAGUGAUUAUCAGACCAAUUCAAAUUCUAGGAUGAUAUUGUAACAAAUAUCAUCAAAAAGUUUCAUAAAUGUCUUAAAAUUUAAUCAAUUUCAGCUUGCUUUAACUGUGACAUGCAUCUUGCGUGUGAUACUUUUUUCAGGUGCAUGCACUUCAAUUUAAUGUCUAACAACAACUGUGCAGUGCAGAGGUUUUGUGAACACUGAAAAAGGAUUGUUUACCCGAAAAAUCAGUUUCUGGAUAAUUUCUUAAUAAUUUGUGAGAGUAUCAUCCUAUAAGCUAUCUUACUUAAUUGUCAACCAUCACUAACAGUUUUACCAUUAACAAUUCAAAUACUGCCUGGGUUCUUUAACCCAUUCGCCCCUGAACCACCCAUAACCGCCCGUGCGGAUCCAGGUCCUUUCUACCCUUUGUGACGUCAUCAGUUUUAACGGUCAAGGACAACUUUCCUCACUAACUUAUGCAGAAUGAAGAGAUCUCUCAAACCAUACCAGAAUGAGCACAAUUCAGUCAAGGACACCGGAGAAAGAAGCAAAAAACCACGUGACAUUGACCUGAAAAUCUCCAUGAAAAUCUUGUUCCAUUACCCGCCUACCUUUCCUUUCACCUAAUCCUAAGAUCCUAAACGCUUUCCUAAAAACUCUUCCCACCAAAAUGAAGCCUACUAAAUGCCCAGCAAGAGAAAAAAAAAUGAGGCAAGGAAAGCGAAAAAAGAAGGGAGGAGAGAAAGCGAAAAGAAAUUUUGCUUUCUGUGCAUGCCCGAACUUCGCAAGCUAAUAUUUUGCAUCUGGAUCAGAAGGCCGCCAAGUGUACGACCUGUAAACGGGUUUGUGGUAAGUUUUAGCUCUUUAUAGCACGACAGUGACCAGAAAACCACUCGACUAGCUUCAAAACAGAGCGAAUGGGUUAAACCAGACAUAUAUUUGAGUGAUCAACUGCAGAGAGGUAGUCAAGAGUUCUGGGAACCUUAUUGGCUUGAGUUUGUAAAGUUGUAUAUUUCCUUAUGAUACCAAUAUCUAAAAUUUUCAAGAAACCAAAGAGGGUUUACUUCAGAUUCAAUUUGGGUUAUUCUAGCCCCAGGGAUUUUCAUAUUCAACCCCAUUUGAUCAUUCCUGUUGGUUUAAAAACCAGGUACACCCUGGGCUAUCAAAUCUCUACAGGUCACGGCCUUGUAUGGCCUUAUUGAACAACAUGCACUUCUCAUGGAUCAGUUUUUAUACUGUUUAGUAUAAUUUUAACAAAAACUUUCUUUUAAUCAUUGCAGUCUUUCAGAACAGUCCUUAAAUACCUUCCACCAUGCACAUUGUUACAUACCAGCAGAAAUAAAAUAUCUUCUUGAUCAAAAACCAUCCUUGAUCAGCCCCAUUGUGCGAGCAUUUUGUGAACGGGAUCCUAUUGACACGAAGGUUUGUCACAUUUAUACACAUAUUUCUUUUUUGUAUAGAUGUACCACUGUAUUUACUUGAAGCAGUUAUUUUCUCCUUAUUAAUAGAAAAUUCCUUUUUGACUUUCUAAAUUUGGCACCUAGGAUCACGGCAUGUCUUAUUUCCAGUAUACAUGUUUUUAUUUUGGUAUUAGAAAUAGCUACAGUAACUGUAAAUUUUUACUAGAAGACUGGGAUAUAUUUAGAUAAGGAAAUACAGGUUGUAGGUAGUUUGAAACAGCUUUUAUCUUAAAUAAAAUUCAUGUAGACUGUGCUUGUAUUAGGAAAAUGGCCACUCUCUUUCAAUUGGUGUAACUUUCUGAUUUGUAACAUAAUGCAGGGGUUUCAAUUAUAACUUUUUCCAUAAGUGGCUUUGGAUGGUGGCAUAGGCACCUGUACAUAAUUAAGUAAUAACUAUAUUUCACAGCCAUGUAUACCUUACUAUACCUUGUAUACCUUACUAUAGGAAAUUAACGCUCUAUGAAAUUAAGGUACUGGAAAUUAACAUGACUCAAAUUAAUGCAAAUUUAAUGGAAAACGACUUUCAAAUAAAGGAAAUUAAAGUGAGAGAGAGGAUAGCAUUUUGAAAUGAAGGAAAUUGCAAAGAAACAAAACUUGUUGAGACAUCAGGAACAAAGAAAAACAUAUAAUCUGAAAUGGACACUUUGUUCGUGGUACUUUCCCUAGGCGUACAAAUGGCUAAAGCAAAUACACAAAUACAUCUGGUGCCACUUUGGAUGUUUUUUACAGUUUCAAUGAUACUGGCAGAUUUCCACCCAGAUAAACUACCCUCCUUUCUUAAUAGGUGUCAAGAAUGUCAAAAAGUUUAUCACGAAUUUGGAGCCAAAAUGAUGGAAAUUAAGGUCAUGGAAAUUAAUACUCUACUUAAUUAAUGACACACAAUGUAGUUUAUAAAAAUUAACGUGACUUUUGAAAUUCGCAUUAAUUUUUUGAAGCGUGAAUUUCCUAUAAUAAGGUAUAGAAUAAAUCUUAACAGACGGUUUUAAGAGGCCUCAUAAGCAGCAGUAGAAUGCUGAUAAACGGCAUUUAUUGAGACCAGCCCUGAUAGUGGAAUGGUUAGCUUAGACAUCUUCCUAGUUUUUCAGAAAAUAAACUGUUAGUAUCUCUCCUUGUGUCAACAGGCGUGUAGGAAAAUGGAACAGUUUACCAUAGAAAGAAGAUUGAUUGCUAGGGUAUGUCAUGUGAGACUAAUCUCGGAUUAAUCCCACUAAGGGUAAUCUUGUUGCAGGAUUUCAAUUCACAGGGACUUAUGUUAGUUCUCUUCUGAAUUAUUAUUAUUAUUAUUAUUAUUAUUAUUAUUAUUUCAUUUAGCAUGACAUUAUCUUAUAGAUAUAGAGUCAAAAUAGCAAACCAUUUUUGAAAAAGAUUUAAGUAAUAAGUCAUUGAAUAACUGUUUACUAGAGAAUGAUGUUCAACUGCCAUGUUCUCUUGUAGAUACGUUUUACUCGGUGUCUCUUUGCUCAGUUAUCUCAACAACCAUUCAAACCAGAGAGACGCUGCUCAGGAUGGACUUUGCCUGCUAUAUCUAAUCCACAGUACAAAGCUCAUGAGUUGGGUCUGAAAUUGGUAUUUAUGGUUAUAUUACUUCAUUGUUGUGCUGUAUCUGUUUAUUUUAAUAAUUUUAUUAGUAGAUUCUUUAAUUAGAUCAGUGCUAGAGUGGGUUUACAGAAUAAUAGUGCAUAUGAUAUGCAACAUGAGACUAUAUUUUUGGGGGGGUAUGAAAUGCAUCAAAUAAAAUAAAGGGGUUCCCUGGAAUAAAGUCUUAGGUGACUUAUGAUAAACUGCUAGAUUUUUUUUCCAAGUUACCUUGUAUGUACUGGUACUUGGACUUGAUCAGGAGUAAUUGAUUAGAGGCCUUACUCCACACACCCGGUCAAUUUUGCUAUUCUGGGCCCAGUUGCUCAAAGGCCGAUUAGCUCUUAACCCGGGUUUCUUUUUCUUGUGUUCAAAAGCAUUUUCUCGGAUAAUUUUCUCUGGUAUUUUUAGAGCUUCCAAUCAUCAACUUGUAGACAAAAAGAAUUAAAACUGAAAUGCUUUUUAAGCUUUCAAAUCUGAAUUCAAAUCUCGCACUAACACUGGGUUAUCUUAACCCAGCUUUGAACAACUCGACCCUGUUUCACAUUCACUGUAAUAAUAUUAAUGUUCUCCCGUGAACAAGUACCUACCUACUUAGACUGCAAGCAGUCUCUCUUUCUCUUGAGGGUUUAGUGAGGGGAGUACACGCAUGCAUGAGCGUCGAGUGAUGAAGCUGCGAGUCGUGAGAAACGCGUAGCCAUUUGCGCGAGAAAUGCGUAGUCAUUUGUCUCAUGAGGUUUGCUUGAUGGACCAAGAAAAAAGAGAGACUGCUCAUAGUCUACCAUCCACUUGGCCAAACUAACAAAGUGCGCCUCCUUCCCUUUCCUCAUUUUAUUGAAUAGAACAAUAACACCAAUAACGUCUGUUCCUUUUCUCACUUUUAUUUAUUUAUUUGAAUCUUUGACUGCACCAGGCAAGUUUAAAUUUGAAUAUUUGGAAUCAUCUUGUAUUUGCAUUGCCUGUCCAAUUUAAUCUCUGUCCAUACUCGAUACAGUGUCUGACCUGUUAGAGUGGUACUUGUAGUUUAGUAGUUUAGCAUCUGUUAGCAGCAGUCAGCCAAAGGAACAUGUUUAACUACCGUCUGUCAGAGAGGAGUCCAUGAACAGAGAUUUUGCUCCAUCACUAAGUUGAUUAUUGUUUGUUUCAAGGCAUGUGGAUUUCAGAUCUUGUGUAAAAGAAAUGAAAUGAAAGGACCCGGUGCACAGGUAGAUAAAAACCUUGUAAUUGAUGACACUUAAGUCAGCCAGUAAAUAUCAGUAUAGAUUUGUGAUGAAAAAUGUUACUUUUCACGUAAAUUUGAUGAUCAAUUAAGAAAUAACCAUUUUUAAUGAUGUGUAGAACUUUGUGUUGCAUUGUUGUUUUUUCUUAAUUGUUUAACCUUAAGGAGCCAAGUGAUCCUAAAGGCUCAAGGCAAUGGGAGACAUUUCUGACUUGUCUGACAAAGCAAGGUUAUUUCAAGGUAGGCAAUAAUCAAGCAGAUGUGGUGUUAACUCUUUGAAUGGAAAAUUGAUUGCCAUUUUAAAACUGUAUCUCUUUUGCCAAAUUAGUGUUUCAUUUCCUUUCCAUGUUUUGGUCUUCUGUUGAAUUUAAAGUAAUACAACAGUAUUGGAAAGUGGCUAAUACUUGAAACAUUUUACUUUGUAGGGUGAAAUAGAGGGUUCAAAACUGUACCAAGACCUCCUUUUGAAGGCAAAGCAGCAGUUUAAGGAAAAUUUUACGGUGGAAAACAGGUUAUUUAAGCCUUGAAAUAUCUUACUGGACAGUCUGGACGGCAUCAAAGACGUCGUGAAUAAAGCAAAAACAGCACCGUUCGCUUCCAUCACACUUCUUGUUACAUAUCUUUGCCGUCACUGCAUGACUACGACCUGGGUUUUUCUUUUUCUUGGCGUUUUUCAAGAACACAAAUAAGCAAAAAUGCGAGCGCGUGCGAAAGGUGCCACACGCGAGGCAAAGCGAGUAGCGCGUGUCACCUUCCUCGAUCGUGGGCGGCGAUUUCACGCGCUCUCUGAAAGUAGGGACUACUCGACGUCUACUCUAGCCUCCCACGCAGACUUCCGUUAUUGCCAUUACAAUGAUAAAAACUUUACAAUAUUAAAAGAGAUAUCCUAAAUAAAAUACACAGUCUACUACGUCGCAGACGUCGUUUGCUCGUCAGGCAUUCCUCGUGUUGGUGGGGGAAGAACGCGUGACGAAACCUACGAACGAAAAACGUCUGCGUGGUAAACUGCAGCCUCUCUAAGUAUCUGAAAGGUUCAUGUAAAUGAAAUUUGGACAGUUUUAUGAUCAAAAUCUCUCCAAUUCAAACUUUUUUCUCUAACUUUUUUAAAUAAAGGUCUGAGCCUGGAGAAGUCAUCCUUAGAAUCUUGAAAGAUGCUAAAAUAGACGUUGAAAAGAUGAAAGAAGAACCACUUCUUCCUGAGGAUGGUGAGUAAGAUAUAUCUCUGAGAAUUACAAAUCACAAAACUUUGUUAUAUAGAAAAACUGUUUUGUGCAAAUUCUUUUUCACAAUUUUGUCGCACAGCGUAUCAUCUGAAACGGGGUCAUGCUCACCUGCGUAGCAAGCGAUUUGGUGGGAGUUCGUCGAGAAAGUUUUUUCACUCCCUUUCUAACUACUUAGCGAACUCGCGCUAGGGUCAUGCAGGUCAAUGUUUCACUGCAACUCCAUUUUUUCUGACUGGAACUAAAAUGAAAAACUGUGGAUUUUGAAGUAAUUCCGUCAAGUUGCACCCAAUAUAGCUUGUCUCAGGCGUUCAGAAACAGUGGAAUCCCGUUAACGCGACCAUCGUUGGGCCAUAAAAUCCUGGUCGUAAUAUUACCUUCAAAAUAAUGAAAUGACUCAAGGAUUUUUACGUUUGGGUCGACAGAAUAUGGUCGUAAUAACGGGGUGGUCGCAUUAACGGGGUGGCUGUAAGGCGGGGCUCCAUUGUAGUGCCGGAGAGUGGUGCGAAAUGGAGAGCAGAUGACAAAAAGGCGGAAGGAAGGAGGAGGGAGAGAGUAGGUUCCUUCAACUUCUCUCCCUACCCCCACCCUUAGCUGUUUCUCCUUCUCCCUUUUCUUUGCGCCGUACGUCCAUUGGCAUAGUCUUUCCUCUUGAGAAUAAUAAACAGGUCGUUUCGAUACAAACUCAAGCAGUGAAACUGCACAAACAUUUUGCUCACUUCAAAUAUAGUUUGCGAGUGAACAAAAAAAAAAAGAAACAUUUUGGGUGAAUAUCUUCGUUCUUUAAGCAAAAUACGUGGAACUAUUUUUACACCUCAAAUGAAUAAACUUGUACCGAAACAACUGUGUAUCGAAACGACUUGUAACCGAUAGACCUAAGACUAUGCCUUCCUUUAGGCCGGAGAAGGAUAGCCUUCUAGCCAGGAAAACUUCACAUAACUCCUCACAGGGGAAGUGUAACGUGAGAGCUCAUCUUUCACUCACUUAAACAGGAGCUGUUGAUUCUCUCUUUUCCUUUCAUUUUUGGCUGCUGAAUACGCAGAUGAUAUCUGGCUAAAUUUGUCUGACCAAGACUUGGAAGACAUCCUUUCAAAAUACAGUGAUCCCAAGUCAACGCAAAAUGGAACUGAAGAUGAAACGAUAAAUAGUGAAAGUGUACUUUAUGGAGAUGUGAGUACCGUGGCUGUGUUUGUGUGUGUGUGUUUUUGCAUUGGUUCAUGUUAUCUCUUUGAAAAUGUAACUGAACUUUGAAUAAGUUUGUUUCUUCCGUCUUUCGGGGUCUACAGUCAAUUCCUGAUUCUAUCUAAGACAGAUACUAGGGGACCGGCACUAAGUAAGUGUCCGUCUAAAAGAGGUGUUCGUCUUAGCCCUUUAAGUCCCAAUAUCCACAUAUAAAUUCUCCAUACUGAUCUUCACAUAUUUCCUUAAAGAAUUAGGGGAGAGAGUUUGAUAACAUAUCAAGGCAUUUUCUCUUUACGGUGAUCAUUUUAUUAAUUCUCAUAACCAUUUCCCUUUCCAAUAUGUGGAUAUUGUUAGGAGAAGAUUGAUGUUGGUCACUAUUGAGACUUAAAGGGUUAAGGGAGUAAAGAAAGGCGUCGACCAACUCUAGGUGUCUGUUUUACAGAGGUGUCCGGCUUAUAGGUGUCCGUUAAGAGACAGUCGACUAUAUAAGGUGUUAUACUGGCGGUGGCAUAAACAGUUCACUUUCGUCCAUUUAGUGGGACAGGAACGCGUGACGAACUCCUAAGAACUUGGGAGGCUAACGUAGACUCUCUUCUCUUCUCCCGAUUUUUCUGAGGGAUGGUGGAAAGAAGUCUGUACACAGGCUAAUUCAUGAACAAUUCUCAGCUGUAACAGUCUCACGUCUAUCUGUGCAUUCUGGGUAUCAACACGGUUAAGCUAUUCCGGAGACCGAACUGAACCGCACGGAAACCGGUCGUUGCGAUACAAAGUCGUUUCGAUAUGAGUGUUUUCGAUACGAACUCAAGAAGUGAAAUUGCACAAAAAACAUCGUUCACUUUAAGUAUAGUUUGCGCGUGAACAAGAAAAGUAUUUUGGGUGAAUAUUUUUCGUUCUUUAAGCCAAGUACGUCGAACUAUGUACACCUCAACUGAAAAUACUUGUAUCGAAACGACCGGUAAUCAACCGAACUUUUAUAAACGUGACGACUGUAUUAGCAAGGUAGUGCUUACAUUAACGUUUCUCCAUGUAACCUUUUGUUUUUGUGUCGUUCAUUUUCCAGCAGAGAAGUGCUGUCGACCUUGAUAAAGUGACUCGAAGUUUGAAAUCAUUUGUGGAUAAAGUGUCAAGUUAUGAAGGAGCAGAAUUUCCAGGGUAAGGGUUUUUUUUAUAGUUUUAAGUGUUCGCCGCGUAUCAGCAAGUCAUGAACACAUGCUUUGCUGUCGUUAUCAGUGCGAAUGACUAACUCUGCACUAAGACAAAAGGAAAAGCAGGAUAAAAGGAUAAGCAGUGAAAACAUUCGUGCCACAAACUACAUGUGGAUUAUGUAUGUUGGUUAUUGCUUUCAUUAAUGUGGUGGCUCCUAAAGGAGCCGUUUGUUUGCAAGCGACUUAUGCUCGCUCUCCACGGAUUCGGCGGGCCAACUGAAUGUCCUUGGGCAUAAUGGUCACGCGCUUGGCGUGGAUGGCGCACAAGUUGGUGUCUUCAAACAGACCGACAAGAUAAGCCUCGCUUGCCUCUUGAAGAGCCAUCACGGCAGAACUCUGGAAGCGCAAGUCGGUCUUGAAGUCCUGAGCGAUUUCUCGCACAAGACGCUGGAAUGGAAGUUUGCGUAUCAACAGCUCGGUAGAUUUCUGGUAACGACGGAUCUCACGAAGGGCGACUGUACCGGGCCUGUAACGAUGAGGUUUCUUGACUCCACCAGUGGCAGGCGCGCUCUUACGAGCUGCCUUUGUGGCUAGCUGUUUGCGUGGAGCUUUUCCACCAGUUGAUUUGCGAGCAGUUUGCUUUGUACGCGCCAUCUUUGAAGACUUGAAUAUCAAGGAAUAAAAACAAGAACUCACCGGUUAAAUUUAUAUAUGGCGGGCUUCUUUCCGAUUGGUUCAGAGUUAAGGUAUUUGAUUGGCUCAUUAUAAAUCUUUCACAGAUGGGUGUUCAAAGUUCGAUCCGACGUAGUUAUAAUGAUCGACCUUAGCCAGGAUUUUGGCUUAAAAUGAUAUUCUGCGGCAAAUGAACUGCCUAAGUUACUACUAAACUGAUCGUUCGUAGGCUUAUACUGCACUAUCGAUCAAAUGCUGGAUGAUUCUUACGCAGCUAACGUGACUUGCCUGUAGCAUAUUUUGCAUUCGUUUAUCUAUUAUUAAACUGACCCUUGGACCCUAUAAUCGUCCAAUAGGAAGAUGUUAUCGUGUAAUGCUUUCUGAGAGGUCGUUCUUUGCCUUAUAAAACCGUCGAGCCGGAGACUAUCGGUUAUUACUCGAUUCUUUGAAUUGUGUUAAGCAUGUCUGGUCGCGGCAAAGGAGGCAAAGGCCUCGGAAAAGGAGGCGCCAAGCGUCACCGAAAGAUCCUUCGGGACAACAUUCAAGGCAUCACCAAGCCUGCUAUCCGUCGUCUUGCUCGCCGUGGCGGUGUCAAGCGUAUCUCUGGCUUGAUUUAUGAAGAGACUCGUGGAGUUCUCAAAGUUUUCCUUGAGAAUGUCAUCCGUGAUGCUGUGACUUACACCGAGCACGCCAAACGCAAGACCGUGACCGCCAUGGAUGUGGUGUACGCUCUCAAGCGCCAAGGACGUACCCUGUACGGAUUCGGAGGUUAAACUACACGUACACCGUCAUUACAACAAAAACGGCUCUUUUAGGAGCCACCAAAUUCCUAAAAAUCAUGACCAAUAAACCGAUUCUCAAUCUUUUUGAGUUGAAACAUCAAGCGCGCAAGUCUUACUAGUCCAAUAAGUUUCAGGUAUCUCAAACAAACGGUGAUUCACGUAGACUGUACACAGGCGUUGUUUUAUUUUUCUUUUCGAAAACAUCGGCGAGCGCUGACUGUCAAUAAGUAUUUUUUAUCACGCGCACACGACGGACGUUGAAGACAAAAUAGAGGAUCUGUGAAGAGGCUAUGAUUCACGCGAAUCAUGAUGGCAGUUUCAUUUAUUUCUUAAUUUCUUACCCUAGCUUCAGAGGUCUUUUCUCAGAAUAAGGGAGGAGUCCAAAGGUUUCCCAUCGUUUAAAUUAUGAAAUAUGUAGCUCCCGAGACCGGACUUCUGAUCUCUUCGUGCGUGGAGCUUCAUAGCGCGCUGCGCAUCAUUGCUUGUUCGGCUUUCAGCUGAUGUCGUUUAAGAUUCUAGGGUUUAUUGUGACUGUUUUCCCCCCUAUUUUAGCCUAUUCCAGGCGUUAAGAAACAGGCUACCCCUACAGCAACCUAGUCUUUCAUUUUAAAAAUUGAUGUCUUGUGUUACACAGGCUAGUGUUUUGCGACAGGCGGUGUGCGUCACGACCCACAAAGGUUCAUGGGUAAACCUGUUACUGUGCCUCAUUUCAAUCGUGACACGGUCGAGUUCGCAUCUCGUGAGAGAAAUUAAUCAAACCCAGCGAUCAAAACACUGCUGCCUUUUCCGAAAAACAUUACGGAAGAGAACGAUUUCGAGAAUUUUCAAGAUCUCAUAGUGGCGUUAGAUGAUUGCUAUUGGCUUCAUAAGGCAAUUUCAAGAAGUUUAUCGCGAUUCGGAGACGAUCGUGCGAUCUAGCCGACUUUGAGCGGCGACUAAUUUCCUGCUUGUCAUAAGAUUUUAUGUACUGUUUGGUUUAUAUGUAUGUUUUUAUCUCAUAGUGAAAGAGAUCUGUAGUUCAUACCUGGAUUUGCUUAACUAAAAAAAAAAAAAAUUCGUCCAUUAGAAGUGUUUAUAUAUUUGAUGGACUUUGUUACCGGCAAAGCAGGGGAGCGCGUGCAAACAGCAAGGUGAGAAAUCGUCUCUCAUAACAAUUUUAUUUUCAUCGACAAGUUUAUAUUAUUUUGAAAACAGUGCCCGUUUGAAAUCCUUAUGCGCAAAUAAAUCUUCUAUCAGGCAGGGGGGAAAACAGACCGAAAAGAGCCGAACAGCUGCAGGACAAUCGGAAUUUCACCGAAGCUACAGCCGCAGAAAUAAACAGUGAAAUAAACCACGAUCUUGUCUGUGCGGUCAUUAAAGUGAGCGCAGUAUAUCGAUUUUGUUAUAAAGUAAAACCUAACCUCAAAGAGAGAUUUAUAACAAUUUAUUCCCUCACAUAAGUUUACACAAAGAUUUGCAUACACGUAGCACACACCGCAUGCAAAUUAUUUUAAAGUCACGCUUUCAGUUUCCGCACUGGGUUAUGAAAAAUGUUUUGUUUCCAAAGGUUAUUACAAUAUUCAAACUUAUUUACCUUUUGUGGUUUAAAAUAGAACAAAGUCUUCCUGGAUUUGGCGUUACUCGCUUCACGUCGGCUUCCGCUUCGACAUGUUUUCACAGCGCGUUUCCCGGGAGUUAUGCCACUUGGCUGAGACGAUGUCUUAAUUCCAAGACACUUUCAACGGCUCAUAACGGGAAAACUAAAGGGGGUAGACCCAGGUAGACCCCGAAAUUUGCAAAAGAAGAAAGGUUGAAGUAACAAGAUGGCCAAAAUAAUGCUAUAAAACCGCUAACAGUAACCUGCAAUAAAUCCAAGAAGAACGGGGAAAACAAAACUCAAAUAAUCAUGGCCGCCUGCACAUGACCGAGCAAUUCAAACUUGUCACAAACGCUCAAGAAAGCAAAAUAUUUAAAAGUAACGCAACUGCUAUUAAGAUAAAGUGUUCCAACAACUUUCCACGGCGGUAUAGUGUCGAAAUUGCCAACACAAGCUUGGAAUAAAGCGAAAAUUUCACCACGUAUACCUCUGAAAACAGCUCUUUCCGAGCGCGAAAAUCACUCUACAAAUGACGCAUUCUGAUUGGUCGAAUCUCGUGACGCACACCGCCUGGUUUUGCGACAGAAAGCAGCGGGCGCAAUUUUUGUAACGGAUCGUGAGUCCCGUUUCCGCCCGCGCGUACGCUUCGGUAAUUCAUUCAAGUGGCUGUUCUAAUUUACAUUUGAAUGAAGGAUUGAAAAGAAAGCAAAUGUUCACCAACUCAAUUCAAGCAAACAAGAGUAAACUUUGAAAGAGACAGAUCAAAAGAAUUUUUUUUCCGUGUACGGAAAGUAGACCCGCUUAAAUUCGGCACAAGGGGCUCCGGAGUUCGGUCGUUUCGAUACAAGUCGUUAAGAUACGAACUCGGGCAGUGAUAUUGCACAAAAAUUUCGAUCACUUCAAGUAUAUAGUUUGCGGGUCUGCAUGAAAAACAUUUUGGGUGAAUAUUCUUACGUGGAACUAUUUACACCUAAACUGAAUAAACGUGUAUCGAAACGACCGUAAACCGGGACUCCUGGCUUAUUAAAUGUCUUCAAAUAACUUCAGAGAAACCUUUUCUUAUCAUUGACGGCAUUUUGCUGGUGCAAUAAAUGAAUUAGGCGUUUUAUCUGUAUGUCUUUUUUGUUCGUUUCCUCAUUGGUUUUAUGACUGCAUUCUCUGUUGGUUUUGACUUUCAUAACAUUUGGUGGCUCCUAAAAGAGCCGUUUGUUUGUAAGUGAAAGCUUCAGUUUAAGCUUUCGCCUUCUUCUCAGUCUUCUUGGGCAGAAGAACAGCCUGGAUGUUGGGAAGAACACCUCCUUGGGCGAUGGUGACACCGGCGAGAAGCUUGUUCAACUCUUCGUCAUUACGGACGGCCAGCUGAAGGUGACGAGGGAUGAUUCUUGUCUUCUUGUUGUCACGAGCAGCGUUGCCCGCCAACUCGAGGAUCUCAGCGCUCAAAUACUCGAGCACAGCCGCCAAGUAAACUGGAGCACCUGCACCAACACGCUCGGCAUAGUUGCCUUUGCGAAGAAGACGGUGAAUACGACCGACAGGGAACUGAAGCCCUGCUCGGGAUGAUCGGCUCUUGGACUUGGUGCCCUUGGCUUUGCCUUUACCGCGACCAGACAUUUUGGAUAGUUCGAAUUGAUAGUUUGUGUACUUUACGAGGACUCAGAAAUGAGCAAUGUUAGGCGAUCUGCACUUUUUAUAAUGAGCUGUUUAACAUACAGGAUCGAAAUGCACCAAUCAAAACUUGUUCAUUUAAUAUGCUUGUUCAUAUGAAUCAUAAGUUGACCGAGGAGGUCACAGUAUUGAAAGAAAUGUGAAACCGGCCAAUCACUGAACGAGUUUUUCGAUCCGCAUGUUAAUUGAUCUUUCCGCUCCUUUGACAUAAAUACAAGAUACAUCGAACUGUGAGGCAUUUCAAAUCCUUUGUGAUCUACAAACAUGCCACUCAAAGUUGCAGGAAAGAAAGGCGAGAAGAAGGCUGGAAAGGCAAAGGCCGCCGGAGGUGAUGCAAAGAAGAAGAGGAGAGGAAAGAGAAAGGAAAGUUAUGCCAUCUACAUCUACAAGGUGUUGAAGCAAGUUCACCCUGACACUGGUAUCUCCAGCAAAGCCAUGGGCAUCAUGAACUCGUUCGUCAACGACAUCUUCGAGCGCAUCGCCACCGAAGCUUCCCGCCUUGCCCACUACAACAAGAAAUCAACAAUCAGCUCUCGCGAGAUCCAGACCGCCAUCAGGCUGCUUUUGCCCGGUGAACUGGCGAAACAUGCCGUCAGUGAAGGAACCAAGGCUGUGACCAAGUACACCAGCAGCAAGUAAACUCACGCAGUGAGUUUUACCCCAAAACAAACGGCUCUUUUAGGAGCCACCACAUGCGGUAAAAGUCAACGGCCAAUACCGAUUUAUCAUUUAUUACUGGAUUUGAUUGUUCAAAUUUGCUUUCCAAUUCAGUGUAAUACGCGUUGUUUUGUGUGUGAAUGAAUAUCGGCUUCCCGCCUAAACCCAGCUAAACGGUUGAAUGAAUUUUUAAGUGACCGUCUGUAAAAGAUUCUCCAAUUAGCUGCCUAUUCCUCUCAUUGUCACAAUCAGAGUUCUUCAUUCCGUCUCUGUUGAUGGUUUUUGCAAACUUUUGCAUUUGUACCGACCUUGCAUAUAGACUGCGAGCAGUCUCUUUUUUUUCUCAAGAUUUAGUAAGGCGAAUGCACGCGCGCGCGAGUAGCAAAGCCGCGAAACGGGGGCACGCGCGUGGCCAUUUGCGUGUCUCGCGUUUUGCUCGACGGACUACAAAAAAAAGUGAGACUGCUCGUAGUCUACUUUGUAUAAGGCUAGCCUGCGAGCAAGCUCUCUGAUUGGGGGAGUCGCGAGAGCUGACCGGUCGUUUCGCUAUCGUCCCGUUAGCGUGCGUAGCUUGGCAGUUUUGUAGGGAGGCUAGCUACUGAGCGGUGAAGCCGCAAAAACGCGCGCGAACGAGCGGCCUCGCCGACUUUGUUACUUUGCGCGCCCAACCCAAACCGCCAUGCUACGGAGACUGUCCCAUUCGCUAACGUCUUAUGUCGUUCCGCUAAGAAGCGAAACAAGCGUUGCGCAUGUAUAAGUUUCUUUUUUUCAGCCAUGAUACAAAAAAGUGCGAUACGUCUGUAAAUGCCUCGUUCUUUCAGUCAGCCAAUGAUCAGGCGAAAGCAGUCAUGGAACUGACCCAACACGUUUGGGUAACGAUUUUACGGCAGUAGGAAAGAUUAGACCGGGGGCGGUCGUCCUUUUUCCUUAGAGCCACGCGCGGCGAGAUAGAAAGAAAAAUUAUGUAAAUUAAUGGUAAAAAAGAGGAAAGAUUGUGGCCUCCGCGCCCUCGUUUCUCGUAGCCUGUUCCAUCCAGGCUCCGAGUUAGUCGGGCCUGCUGAAUUAAGAAAGCGCGAACACGAAAAUGAAACGGGAGGAAUCUGGGAAGAGAAGGGGCAGGGAACUGGGCUCUCUCUCCCUUUCUUUUUCCUUUUUCCUUUUUCCCACCCCGCCACUUUUUCGCGUGCCUUUUACUUUCGCGUCUACCCCACUUUCUGAGGCCUGGGACAGGCUACGUUUCUCGCGGCUUCGCCGCUCACCUCUCAUGCAUGCUCUCACUGAGGUCUGUUCCAGCGCGAGAGCGUAAUCUCGCGUGGUGUAUCCGAUAUUCUCCCCCCGCUUCCGUCAGUAUGCCGACACUGAAGACUGCUCUCUUGCUAUACUGUAUCGUUAGUAUCUGUAUCGUAAUCUAGCCUUUUUAGGGGGUAAAACACGAACGAUUCUUAAUAUGUAGGAUUAGAUUCAUGCUUCGCAGCCGACAAAGUUCUACUAUCUGAACCAGACUUUAAUUUACCAGGGAAAACGAAAACGACGAAAUUCAGUUCGAUGCCGCUUCCUUCAUGGACACAGUUGGAAACUUAUUGGGUAGGUUUUGUUUUGUUUUUCAUUUCACUCGCAUUUCUUGUAAAGAAUGAUUGUGGCUUUUAGAUUUAACCUGUAUCAGUAAGGCACGCGAACCCGACUAUCUCGGAGGCUGGAACAGGCUAUUUUUAGAUAUUUGUUAGAAAUAUUUGUGAUUCGUGAUUUACAGUUUUGACUCAUAACCUGAUUGCGAUAAAUGAUAAACUCGAUUCGUGAAUAAUUUUUGUAAUCAUUUCUGUCAUUUUUGAUUUGUUAAAUCAGUGAGCCACACAAUUAUUGCGAUAUGUCCAGAUUCCAUGCGUGAGCGUGAAAGAAUAUUGCGAUCAUUCGUGACGCGUGAAACGGUCCGUUGAUUUAACGUGACUGAAUUUCUCAUUGAGCGCCGCCCUCGAAUUACAGUCGAACCUCCACUAAAGGCCAACUCUCCAGAACGGCCAUCUCUCUACAAAGGCCCCUUUUUUUCGUCCCGGCGGACAAAAAAAUCCAUACACUGACUCUUGUUUCAACCUCACCACAACCCGCAAAAAAUAUACAGUUCAAUUGAAUUUGGGUCAAAACAGUUCUCGUCACGUUUCAUGUGACGUGAUCGGGUUUGAUUAACCGCGCAUCGGUAAAAAACGUCCUUGAUUGGAUAAAACCCACAGGAGGAAAAUUCCUCCUGUAAAUUUGGCGCGCUGCAGGGGCUACAAGUCCUUCGCGCUGUGGCCAAGGAGCUCCUUACGCUGGGGCCAACUACCGGAACCGGAAAUGAGAAGCGAAGGACUUCGAGAACGUCUAUACAGCAGCCACUUUGUUCUGUCCCCAAGAUGGCCGCUGUAGAGAGGUUCAACUGUAGUAUCUUUCUGACUUUUAAACCUACAACUGUACACUGUGGCGAUAAUCUCCUAGGAAACAGAACAAGCAACCAUGAGGAAAGCAGUGCCGAGAGUGAAAGUGAUGAACAAGACGUGUCGCUGUCCUCAGAUGAUGAGCACGAAUCGGAUCAAGGUCAGGAGAAAUUUCAAACUAUACUUCAAUACUUAGUUUUGUAAAGAAUUCUGUAAUUUCGUGGAACAUUUGCAGACUUGCCAACCCCCAAAAGGCAAAAAAUGUGAGAGUCUGACCCUUAACUGGAAAAAGUAGUGAGAAGUGGGUAAAAAGUCGUUAGAUGUCCCAAAUUUCCUAUUGGAAGGACUUUCAGUGCAUGGAGAUUAUGGGUGCAUGGAGCUGGGGUAGUAAACUUAAAGAUCAAUUUUACGAGUUGGGUUUUGUAAUUUUCAUGUUUUGUUGGCGGCCAUGUUGGGAGAAACAGCUUCACAUUUGGUGGCAGCAGCAAGUAGUGGAAGGCUAGAAGUAUGCAAUCAAACGCGACCGCCAUUGGAGUUUGACUUUUCGAGAAAGCAUGAGAAAUCAGUUGCCAACUCGUGAGAGCGUGAGAUAGGUCGUGAAAUCGUGAGACACACGACAAAGUCGUGACACUUGGCAAGUCUGUGUUUGUGGACAUCAGUCAAUUUGGAUUUAGGAGUGAACUUCUUCAACUGGGCUUUUUCUACACCAACGCGGAUAACCUUUCGUGCCGACAUAAAAGCUAUCCGACGGCAACCUAACGCACAGAACUAUGUUCGCACAACAUUAUAUCAAAACACACAUCAAGCAUCUUAUCGGGUUGGUUGGCCGGGGGGUUUGAUACAUCAAGUCCCAAUCCUUCACUUCUGUUUAUUUACUUGCGUCUCAGUGGCUUACAGUCCCCGCUCCUGCUCAUUUAUUUUCUUAUGGUCCACACUAACAUAAUCUCCCACGCAGCUGUUUUUGUUUGGAGACAAAAACGGCUGUUUAUGACAUUAAGAAUAGGAGUAGCAAAAAACCGGUCCGGUGUGUGAGGAUCCACUUUCACGAUGGGGAGGGUUGUCCAAUACCCCAACAAAUUUAUGCAUGGCAUUGUAUUGUAUUGUCUUCACAUUACAAUGCUGUACUAAAGUUUAACAAUACAGAACGAAGCAGAACAAUGAGAAAUUUAACAAAGCCAUGCAUAAAUUUGUUGGAGUAUUGGACAGGUAUGACGAUGGGCGCGACGUGGCGUAGAUUCGCUCCGUUACAGAAAUCGCGCUGAGAUCACCGUUCUCAUAUGUGAACAGAAGUUCUAUCCGGUAUGGUUUUCGAGACGGAACAAGAGCUCUCCAUUAAUCCGGUACAGUGGGAAGAUAUAAGCUUAAUAGUCGAUAAUGCGAUAAAUGACUGAAUACCUGAACAUAGUAUAGUGUCAAUCAACCCAACUGAAAGAAACACUUGAAACAAACAUGUUCCUUUCAGCAGACGUUUUAUUCAUUUGAUGCGUAACUGCCACGCCAUUGAAUAAAAACAGGCUGAAUCAAUUUACUUUCAGGUGUUCAAGGAAACAUGCAGUCCGGUGGGGAAGAUAAAGAAUUGACGUCAUAUAUGGAUCAAAUGGAUGAGGAAUUAGCGCGCACAUCAAUAGGAGAGAGUUUUGAAAAGGUGAGUGGGAUCUGCCCCCUUCCCCCACCCACGGGCCUUCAUGAGGCUUAGUGACGGAACAAGCGAGAAGCGCGAGAGCUGAGACAAGGGAGACGCGCGAGAGCUGGAGACAUUUUGCGCGCGCGCUCUGCGCUCGUUCCCAUCAUCCCCCUCUCGCGCUUCUCGCUUGUCGCGCAAGCGGGAAGUGAUCCCCCCGCUUUCCUUCAUAAUUAACUCAAAUUUCCCCACAAAGUGAUCGCGAGCGACUGGGGACGAGGCAGGAGCGGGAUAUCUUUUUAGACCCCGUCGGCACCAAAUGGGUUAUCCGGAUAUCUUUGACAACGAAUGAAAAGUUUUCCGUCCUCACUACCUUUCGCGUGUAUUGUUUUUCCCAAAUGCAUGCAUGGUAGUUAGUGCGCGUGCUUCGUAGUUAGUGCACGCGCACUGUCAUGGAGACCAUAAGUUGGUACGCUACAUUAACUUUUUAAGGCCUGUCUUCGCAGAGUCCAGGCUGAAACAACUAAACCUUUUUCCCUGAAUAUUCCCACCCUAGCGCGCGUUUUUUUUAAAAAACUUACCAAAUUGAUUGAGGGAAAAAGCGAGUGAGUUUAUCCAGUAGAUUAGUGCAGACGUUGUCUAUAACACCGUUGCCGUGGGGAUCGACGGCGGAGACGGGUGGCUGUUCCACCACCUCCUUCCCCCACCAAACCCACCAUGUCUCUCAAAAAUGACAUUAUUUGUUUUUGGCAAACAGAAGUUACGUUGUUAGAAGGGAGGAGAGGAGGGAAUUUAGCCCCUUAGCUUCGUCACAUUCACCACUUGAACUAAUCGCACACCUUAAAGACUGGUACCACUAGAGUCUUAGAUUUUACGACUUGAACAAGUGGUGAAUAUUGGACAGGUGUGUUGGCUUCAAACCUAUUGCGCGUUGCUGAACCUUGAAAGGACCAUGACUUCGUAUACGAAGGUAAAAGUAAUAAAGUAUAAUUUGUUAAUCGAAUACAGAUACUCUAAAUUAAACUCAUUCAUUGCUUGUUUUUUAAUUCAUAUUUUUUGUUUUACGGCAGAGAGGUGCUUCAUCUUUUGAAGCUAAAUCCCAAGGAACUUCUGAAAGCAAAAACAGCAGAGUAGUUAAUGAAGUUCAAGGGAGUGAUGACGAGGACGCGCCAGUUGAUGUGGACUUCAAUCUUGUUAAAAAUAUCUUAGAAUCCUUCUCCACACAGGAGGGUCUAGCUGGACCAGCAUCUAAUAUCCUUAGUUCUAUGGGCGUGUGGCUUCCACCGAACGCUGACUUGACCGAUACAUCUUAGUGAAAGGAAACAUGAACGCUGUUGUUUUCUGUUGUGUUUAUCUUGAUGGCUGCGGCUGGGUCAUCUUAGUUAAAGCUAUGUAUGCUCACUGAGGAAUCAAAUCUGCUGCGCAAAGAGUAGAAUUGUGUGCCGGUGUAGCUCUCGAAGGAAUUUGCUUUCUGGGCAAGCUUAAGAAUUAAAGGGCGUGUGCUCCUGGGAACUGGGAUAUCACCAGCAAGAGAGAGAGAGAUGGAAACUGUCUAGAUUUUUCGUCGCGGGCCAGUAGGCUUAACUGUGUUUCACCAAAUUUCUAUUUAUAAAUGAUAUGCUCGAAGUUUGUAAAGAAUUGCAGAAAAGCCACUGAAAA
This is a messenger RNA of Porites lobata, 24138 nucleotides long. The record is from the annotation of a GenBank genome assembly. NCBI's taxonomy places the organism in Eukaryota, Metazoa, Cnidaria, Anthozoa, Scleractinia, Poritidae.